AAAUGACAACUUUUUCACAAAAAAGUAGCUUCAUUAUUUUGGCCCUCAUUAUUUCCCCAUCUGUUUCGGCAACCAGAGCCUCAAAAUUCCAAGCAGAGAAGCCAUGCAAAAGGAUGGUGCUGUAUUACCACGACAAGCUGUUCGACGGCACGGAGAAGGACAAGGCUAAUGCGACGUCUGUAACCGCGGCCAAUGCAAGCAAGCUCAGCGACACUAAUUUUGGCAUGCUUGUUGUUUUUAAUGACCCCAUUACCAUCGACGACAAGUUUCAUUCUCCACCCGUGGCAAGAGCUCAAGGCUUCUAUUUCUACGACAGGAAAGACACCUACACGGCUUGGUUUGCGUACACUUUGGUGUUCAACUCAAGUGAGCACAAGGGCACGUUGAAUAUUAUGGGCGCCGAUUUGAUGACGGAAAAAACUAGGGAUCUUUCGGUUGUUGGAGGGACCGGAGACUUCUUCAUGGCUAGAGGAAUUGCCACAUUUCAGACUGAUACUUUGCAGGGUUUAUAUUAUUUUCGUCUGAAGAUGGACAUCAAGUUGUAUGAAUGUUAUUAGUUCCACUAGGGUUCAAGAAUGUCUUACGUGUCAUAAAUGUGCAUGUAUAAGAAAAGCUUGUGAGAGAGAUGUUAUGCAUAUCCCUUGUGUAAGAAAAGCUCCUAAGGUUUGACAUUGCUAGUCGGAGAUGUCCCCGAGUGUUAUAAUAAAUUAAUAGUUCUACUUGUGUUGGAAUCUCACUAAUAAGAGAGAGGAUUAAGGAAGUUUGUCCAGUGUGCUAAGAUUAGUAGUAACCUUAAUUACUUGUGAAACUUCUCGUUUGCCGAGGUGUAAUUGCAAGGAAAUUUUUUUCUCUUAA
Molecule: messenger RNA, 855 nt
Organism: Prunus persica (peach)
Lineage: Eukaryota; Viridiplantae; Streptophyta; Magnoliopsida; Rosales; Rosaceae
Product: dirigent protein 5
Exons: 1
Coding region: 3-557 (184 amino acids)
Source: RefSeq, a predicted model, not a curated record